UCAUCGCAAUGUCCGAUCGUUUGGGGCAAAUAACCAAGGGAAAGGAUGGGAAAAGCAAGUACUCGACUCUCAGCCUGUUUGAUAAGUAUAAAGGAAAGUCAGUAGAAGCUAUCAGAACUACAGUUAUUCCUCGACAUGGCUUACAGAGUCUUGGGAAAGUUGCUGCUGCCCGGCGCAUGCCACCUCCUGCCAACCUGCCAAGUUUGAAGUCUGAGAACAAAGGAAACGACCCCAAUAUCAUCAUCGUACCCAAGGACGGGACAGGAUGGGCAAACAAGCAGGAUCCGCCAGACCAAAAGAGUUCCAGUGCAACGGCCGCACAGCCGCAGGAGUCGCUGCCGCAGCAGGGUUUGCCGAAAUCUGUCUCCAGUUUACAGAAGCUGACCCAGUCAAUCAGUCAGGAGGGUACAAAUUCAGUGCAAGGUGGACCAAAGUCAUGGGCACAGCUGAAUGGAAAGCCAGCCAGGCCAGAAGGUGGUUCAAGGGCCUCAAACCGACUGUUAUCCUUCUCUCCCGAGGAAUUUCCAACGCUGAAAGCAGCUGGCGAGCAGGACAAGGGUGGCAAAGAAAAGGGCGCCUUAGAUCUGUCGUAUGGGCCCGGACCAAGCCUCCGCCCUCAGAAUGUCACAAGUUGGAGGGAGGGCGGUGGGAGGAACGUAACCUCUGCCACAUCUCUGACCGCCUCCCUGACUGAGCCGGGCAGCAAGACCUCUAACGCAGGAGACGGAGCCCCCUCCUCAGCGAAUGCCAGCGACCCUAAGGAGCCCUCUCUUCGCCCGACUCAGCCUCUCCGCAAAGGGGCUUCGCAGUUCAUGGCCAACGUCUACCAGCCGCCGAUGUACCAUGACAUGCUACCAGCUUUUAUGUGUUCAAACCAGCCCUCCGAGACCCCUGGGCCCUUGGAUCGUGGGUCCUUCCCCCUCCCGCCGUUCCGCCUGGAACCCCGUGUCCCUUUUAGACAGCACCAGACCAGCGACCAAGACGGAAAAGAGAACAGACCCGGGCCGUCGCGCCCGGCUCGCCCAGUCCGGCCGCAAGGGGAGCGGGCCCCCCGGCCUACCAUCAUCAACGCCGAGAACCUGAAAGGGCUGGACGCGCUUGACACCGACGCCGACGACGGUUGGGCAGGCAUCCACGAUGAAGUGGACUAUUCUGAGAAACUGAAGUUCAGUGAAGACGAGGAGGAGGAAGAAACCCACAAGGACGGAAGGCAGAAGUGGAACAGCUGGGACCUUCGGAGGCAGCGGCAGCUCUCCCUGAGCUCGGCGGACAGCGCAGAUGCCAAACACCUCCCAGAGGAAGGGAAGCACUGGGGCGACCCGACUGGCUUGGCUCGGCCAAUCCGAAAAGCGCAAGAAGGCCUGCCGCCGUCGAGGAAGGUGAACGGCUGGGCCCCCCCUUCGGAUUAUCAGAAGCCCCCACUAGCAUGCCUGAGGCAGCAGUCUUCCGAGGAGAAGGAGGAGAAGCUUCCCUUGAGGCAGAAGUUUAUUCACUCGGAGAUGUCGGAGGCUGUGGAGCGGGCCAGGAGGCGGCGCGAGGAGGAGGAGCGGCGGGCCCGGGAGGAGCGCCUGGCGGCCUGUGCUGCCAAACUGAAAGAACUGGACCAGAAGUGCCGGUUGGCCCAGAAAGGAGGAGGAGGAGGAGAGGGCCCCAAGCAUGCCGAGGCGGAAGAGUCCAGACCCUCCGGGCCAGAGAAGAAUGCUGCUCCCGAGAACAGCCACGCGAUCCGAAGAGCCAAUCCUGACUUUCACAGCCAGGAAGCCACGUCUGGUUAUGUGGAAGAAGAGACCCCCGUGGCAUCAGUGGCUCAUCGGAGCAGCAGCGAGGAAGAGCUGCGAGAGGCGGUGUCUCCAGGCCAGGAAUUCAGCAAGUACCCCAAAUCACUCCCGCCACGGUUCCAGCGACAGCAACAACAGCAGGACCAGUUGUACAGCAAGAUGUCGAGCUGGCAGCAGCCCCAGGUGUACCCUCCGUCCUCCCACCCGCAGCGAACGUUCUACCCGCCCCACCCGCAGAUGCUGGGCUUCGACCCCCGCUGGAUGAUGAUGCCUUCUUACAUGGAUCCUCGCGUGGCCCAGGGGCGCCCCCCGGUGGAUUUCUACCCUUCUGCCCUCCAUCCAUCAGGGAUUAUGAAGCCCGUCAUCCAACAGGACUCCAUCAAUGGGACUGCCUGUCAGUCAGAAGAGCAGAGCUGCCAGUCCUCAGUCCAACAGGACAGGAAAGUUUUUUCUGCGGAGUGUGCCCCAGUAUGGGGUCAGGAGAGUUUCACCCCUUUGCAAAGCAAGACUUGCCCCAUCUCACGCCCCAAGCAGACAGAGGGCAUUUCCGGGGAGGGACUGCGUGCCAGGAAUGACAGCACUUAUUCAGUGCCAUCUAGCAUGAACACCCAGCGAGAUCUCUUUGAGGAGUCCAGGGAUGACUACUUAAAUGCCUUUGAUGAGAAGACCCAAGCAAACUUUGACAGCUGCAUCACCUCCUCCCAGCGGAUGAGCCAGGACCGCCUCUUCCAGAGCCAGGAAAGCACAUCAGACGCAUGCAUGUCGGACUCCCGCCACAUGAACCUGAGGAAUUCCCCCUUUGAGCCCAGCCUGCCCCCUGCUGAUAAGAAAGCAGAGUACAAUGGCUGGGACGUCAGCCAUUAUCCAAAACCCACAGAUGGGACGGCUUCUGCAGAGGAGGAGGUGUCCCGGGACGAACAGCCGUUUAGUGAUGAGGCAUGGAGGAAAGAAGGAGCCACCACCAAACAAGCCCCUGCCGAGACAGGAUGGACUCCCGAGAACCGGAACGGCAGCAACCAGCAGCAGGAGCAAAUGGGAAGGGCUCGUAGAUCUGGCCCGAUAAAGAAGCCGGUGCUGAAAGCUCUCAAAGUUGAGGAAAAGGAGAAAGAGCUAGAGAAGGUUAAGGUGGAGGUAGAAGAAGCCUCCCACCCGGCUGAGGAGAAGGCCCCGCCUCAAAAGACUACCGAGGUGGGCGACGACAAUUCAGAAGCUUUGCUCCAGUCCGCUCGCUACCAUUUGCUGGACAACAAGAGCUCAUCUCGGGCUGCUGUCCGAGAAGCCGACAGACCUCAGGAAGACGAGGAGCAGCAGCAGCAGGAAGAGGAGGAGGAGGAGGAGGAGGAGAAUGGGAAGGCCUGGGAGGGCAAGCAUCAAGCACGGGACUCCGGCGACCUUCCCCCCACCAAAAGGAGCAACUGGAUCUUCAUUGACGAGGAGCAGGCUUUUGGCGGGAGGGGCCGUGGCCGUGGCCGAGGAUUCAGAGAGUUCACGUUCAGAGGCCGCGGCAGCGCGGUCGGCUGCGGUGGCGGAGGAGGCGGCGGCAGCACCACCGCCAGUGGCACCCGGGGAGCCUACAACAACAGCAACAACAAUGUGGUCAGCAGCGCCCAAAGAAGCAGCCGAGGGCGGGCCUUGAGGGAGUUUAACCAGCCGGAGGAGUUUCCGCGCGGGAAGCCCAGGCGCAGGAUCGCCAGCGAGACCCACAGCGAAGGUUCGGAGUACGAAGAGCUCCCCAAACGGCGCCGUCAGCGGGGCUCUGAGAACAGCAACGAAGGCUCGCUCGCGGAAAGGGAGGAGGGCGAUCUCAAGAAAGGAGAUUUCCAGGACUCCUGGCGGUCCAAUAAGAUCUAUUCGGAGGACCACGCCGGCUUGGAUGCGAAGACGAGGGGCCCACGAGCGUUUGGCCGUUCGCUGCCACCCAGGCUUAGCAACUCCGGGUAUGGGCGAAGAGGCUUUGUUUCCAAGGAACCGCUGCAGUGGCAAGGGAGGAGCGGGGGAAGCACGUGGCAGGAGUAUAGCCAUGGCACACCCUUGGACACCUUUGGGGUUAGGCGCCAGCCCGACAGGGACUACGGCCAAGACUCUUAUAAGCCCCCAGACUCCUUUAGCAGGCGGGCCUUUGAGGAGGAUCCCAUUGACAAGAGGAACUACUUCCCGGAGGAUUACGGGGGUGACCCCGAAAACACCGAGAACCGCCCCUUCCGUCGACGGCGUCCGCCACGCCAAGACAAACCCCCCAGGUUCAGGCGCUUGAGGCAGGAGCGGGAGUCUGUUGGGCAGUGGAGCCCCGAGGAUGGCGGAACCAACCUCUUAGCUUGCCAGUGGCCCAGGGGAGCAAAGCUGAACGUGACGGACCGGAACGGCACUUCCGUCCGAAGAUCUCCCGAACUGCCCUACCAGAACUCGUCCGACCACGCCAACGAGGAGUGGGAGACAGCCUCCGAAAGCAGCGACUUCAGCGAGAGGCGGGAGAGACGCGAGGGCGUCUCGGAGAGCGACGCCCAGCUGGACGGCAGUCUUGUCGGCGGCGGCUUGGGGGAGAAGAGGGAGCAGGCCAAGAGGAGCUUUUCCAGUCAGAGACCCCUUGUGGACCGACAAAGCAGGAAGGUCGAUCCGGCAGGAUAUGGCGAAAAAGGUGGAAGAACUAGCGGAAGUGGGACCUCUUCCCACUACGAAGGCCAGUCCAGCGGAGCACAGAUAAAAAGCAAAAGAUCUCCGGAAGAAGGAGGAGGCCUGGACCCCGGCGGCCCCGGCAGCAGCCAUUUGGUCUACGGCUCCCCUGCCACCUUGAACAGCGCCGAAGGGCUGGGGGAGAAGCCGGAGAGAGAACAGAAAUCUGCCACGCAGCAAGCUGGCGAGAAGGGAGAGGCCAUCUCUCAGUUUGAGCUGAGCUACGGAAAUGGCAUCCUGGACAGCCGUCUUUCGGGGCCCGCUGAGGAGAGCGAAGUGGGCCCGAUGGGCGGGGAAGGCUUCAUCGAAGUCCUGACAAAGAAGCAGCGGCGGCUGCUGGAGGAGGAGCGGAGGAAGAAGGAGCAGGCUGCCCAGGUUCCAGCCAAGGGCCGUGUCCUCCAGUCUCGGAUGCCCCCUCGCUUUGCCAAGAAGCAGAACAGCAUGUGCCUCGAGCAAGGUGAUGUUUCGGUGUCUGGAAACAGCCUGGGCACAGAAAUCUGGGAAACCAACAGCCCAGCUCUCUCGGUUCAAUCGCCGGGCACCGAUUCCUGGAGUAAACCCGGCAAUGCCUUUACCAGCAACGAGUCCGGCUCCACUGAGCAGGGAUUUAAAGGCAGCCAGGGAGAUAGUGGAAUUGACUUGAGCGCGGAGUCGCGGGAAUCCUCCGCCACUUCCUCCCAGCGCAGCUCUCCGUAUGGCACUCUCAAACCCGAAGAGAUGGGCGGAGCUGGCCUGGUGGACUCCAAGCCCGACUGCCCGAAAGAGCAAGUCCCAAAGCAGUCGGAGAAAAAGGAUUCAGACCAAGGCUCGAGUCAGAGCAAGGAUCACAAGCCUGGACCAAUCGGCAACGAGCGCUCCUUGAAAAACAGGAAGGGUUCGGAGGGAGCGGAACGCCUGGAAGGCACCAUCCCCCCAGUAAAUGGGGUGGAGAUCCAUGUGGACUCUGUUCUCCCCGUGCCACCCAUUGAAUUCGGAGUAAAUCCUAAAGACUCCGACUUCAGCCUGCCCUCUGGCUCAGCCUCCAGCGCUGCCACCAACCCUGUCACGAAAUUGCAGGAUGCCUUAGCCAGCAACAUGGAGUCGGCACGUAAAGCUUGGGAGAACUCUCCAAGCCUACCGGAACAGAGCUCUCCCGGAGGCGCCGGUUCUGGCAUCCAGCCUCCUUCCAGUGUCGGGGCUUCCAACGGGGUCAGCUACAGCUCCUUUGGCGGCGUGUCUGUGCCACCAAUGCCCGUGGCCUCCGUGGCACCAUCUGCUUCGAUUCCAGGCAACCACAUCCCACCCCUUUACUUAGAUGGGCACGUCUUCGCGAGCCAGCCCCGCCUCGUCCCCCAGACAAUACCUCAGCAGCAGAGCUACCAACAGGCUGCUGCUGCUCAGCAAAUCCCGCUGUCGCUCCACACGUCGCUGCAAGCUCAAGCUCAGCUGGGACUGAGGGGGGGCCUUCCGGUGUCCCAGUCCCAGGAGAUCUACAGCUCCAUCCAGCCCUUCAGGUCUCAGGUCUACAUGCACCCCAGCCUGUCCCAGCCCAGCACCAUGGUCCUGACAGGGGGCACUGCCCUUAAGCCCCCCUAUUCCGCCUUUCCGGGCAUGCAGCCCUUGGAGAUGGUGAAAACGCAAUCGGGAUCUCCUUACCAGACGGUGAAUGGAAGCCAGGCCUUGGUUUACGAGGGCCAGAUAAACCAGGCGCCCGGGAUGGGAGCUUCACAGAUGAUGGAUUCGCAGCUCACGCAGCUCACGAUGCCGAUGCCUGGCUCCCAGCUCCCGAUGCCCCGUUACGGUUCUGGUCAGCAGCCCCUGAUUUUGCCGCAGUCGAUCCAGCUCCCCCAGGGCCAAAAUCUGCCUGUCGGAGCUCCUCGUCGGAUCCUCUCGCCGGGUUCCCAGCCGUCUGUCCUGGCCACGAGCAGGGAGUCCUCUCACGUGGAAAUGAAAGGGUUCCAUUUCACCGAUGGUAAACAGAACAUGCCUCCUGGAGGAUCCAUACCGUCACCGCAUGCUUACAGGCCUAGUUCUGCCAGCCCAAGUGGGAAGCCCACCGGUCCAGCCGUCGGUAUGACCUCCGUGCAAGGGCAUUACAUCCAACAGGUAAGAACGCCGUUGCACUGA
Messenger RNA from Gekko japonicus, 6554 nucleotides. RefSeq names its product proline-rich coiled-coil 2B (gene PRRC2B). NCBI's taxonomy places the organism in Eukaryota, Metazoa, Chordata, Lepidosauria, Squamata, Gekkonidae. The transcript is spliced from 29 exons. The record is from RefSeq and is a predicted model, not a curated record. The coding region runs from base 9 to 6554 and encodes 2181 amino acids. Gene Ontology annotation, biological process: cell differentiation.